UGCGGCUCGGCGUAGCGGCUCGGCGGGCGCGGAGCCGCCGCGGUUCCCCCCGCGCUGAAGGGCAGGCGACAGCGACCCGCCAUGGAGAAGGCAGCGGCCGCGGAGCUCCGUCAGGGCGCGCUGGCGCCGCUCACUGCUAUCUGCCUGGUGAAUCUCUUCCUGACUGGGAAAAUAGAAAGUGCUGUUACCUCAUUAGCUGCUUGCAGUGGAGAGCUGGAACAGCACACAGAGAGACGGGGAGUCAUCUACAGCCCUUCCUGGCCAUCCAACUACCCUCCAGCCAUAAACUGCAGCUGGUACAUCCAAGGAGAUCAUGGAGACAUGAUAACAAUUAGCUUCAAGAACUUUGAUUUGGAAGACUCUCAGAAGUGUGCAGUAGACUGGUUGAUGAUUGGCCCAUCUUCCAAGAGGGAGGAGUACAAAGUGUGUGGAUCUUCUAUACCUCCAUCUUUCAUCUCUGCAAGGGACCAUGUGUGGAUAUUUUUUCACUCAGAUGCAUCAAGCUCAGGACAGGCUCAGGGAUUUCGCCUUUCUUAUAUUAGAGGAAAGAUAGGUCAGGCUGCGUGCCAGUCAGAUGAAUUCCACUGUGCAAAUGGGAAGUGUAUUCCCAGUACCUGGAAGUGUAAUUCCAUGGAUGAGUGUGGUGAUAGCUCAGAUGAGAAGAAUUGCACUGUCCCCCCAACAGACCCUCCAUCCAGCAUCUGCCCCUCAGGAAUGUUCCAGUGCAGCACAGGGCACUCCACCAAAUGCUUGCCAAAUGAGCUGAGGUGUAAUUCAGUUAAAGACUGUGGGGAUGGUUCUGAUGAAGAUAAUUGUCCUGAUCUUUCCUGUGGCAAAAGGCUGGGGAAUUUUUAUGGAUCUUUUGCUUCCCCAGACUUGUUCCGUGCAGACCACAGCAGGUCAGACCUUCGCUGCACGUGGUACGUGGACACGCAGGACAACCGGCACGUGCUGCUGCAGCUCGACCUGCAGCUGGGCUACAAUGACUAUGUGAAGGUGUAUGAUGGCAUUGGAGAGAGAGGUGAUAAAUUAAUGCAGACAUUCUCACACCACAACAACAGGCACUCUGUGAGUGUGGAGUCGUCCAAGGGCCAGCUCACUGUCUCGUACCAUGCCCGCUCCAAGAGCACUGGCCAUGGAUUCAAUGCAACGUAUCAGGUGAAAGGGUACUGCCUGCCUUGGGAGCACCCUUGUGGAAGUGAUGAGGAGUGUUUCACAGAUAAGCAGCAUUGUGAUGGCUGGUGGCAUUGUCCCAAUGGCAAGGAUGAGGAGAACUGUCCUGCUUGCCAGAAGAAUGAAUACCCAUGUGAAGGAAACAGUGGGCUUUGCUACUCAAUACUUGACCGCUGUAAUAACCAGAAGAACUGUCCAGAUGGCUCAGAUGAAAAAAACUGCUUUACUUGCCAGCCAGGAAAUUUCCAUUGUGGGACAAAUCUGUGCAUCUUUGAGACCUGGCGCUGUGAUGGGCAAGAGGACUGCCAGGAUGGAAGUGAUGAGCGUAACUGCCUGGUGAUCGUCCCCAGGAAGGUCAUCACAGCUGCCCUCAUUGGCAGCCUCGUGUGUGGCUUGCUGCUAGUCAUAGCACUGGGUUGUGCAUUUAAAUUAUAUUCUCUGAGGACCAGGGAGUACAGAGCCUUUGAGACUCAGAUGACACGGCUGGAGGCGGAGUUUGUGCGGAGGGAAGCUCCACCUUCCUACGGCCAGCUGAUUGCACAAGGACUCAUCCCCCCCGUGGAAGACUUCCCUGUCUACAAUGCAUCACAAGCCUCCGUGCUGCAGAACAUCCGCACGGCCAUGCGCAGGCAGAUGCGGCGCCACUCCUCACGGCGCAGCUCGUCCCGCCGGCGCCUGGGCCGCCUCUGGAGCAGGCUCUUCCACAGGCCCCGGGUGAGAGGACAGAUCCCCCUGCUGACACCUGCCCGCACCUCGCAGACCACCCUGGGGGAUGGCAUCAUCAGCAGUGCUGCUGGGACUGCUCGGAGCCCUCCCCCUUCCCCAGCAGCACCCGGCUCCGAGGCCAAUGGCCAGGCCAGGGCCCCACAAGAAGCUGGAUGUAGCAGCCUGCAGCCAGAGACUGAAAUCACAGAGCCAUCGCCUUCCAGCACCUUCCAGCCAAAUACUUGCACAGCAGCACACGCAGAGCCUGAGGCUGGACACACCAAUAAAUCUUUAAGUGCUGACUCUGACCGAGAGCUUAAGCAGUGCAGUAAAGCAGAUACAGGAAAGGCUUUCAGAGAUCCUUUAUCUGAAAGCGUUACAGAAACGAUCCAUGGAGGGUCAGUAUCCAGGAGGACUGUCCCAGAGGACAGUAGUUUAAGUGGAAGUCAUCCACUGAGUGAAGAUCCAUGUAGAUUACCCUUAAAAAAGUGGGAGUCUGGUUAUCCAGACAGCCCUAUGAAUGUUCAUAUCCAAGUGAAUGGACAAAACCAAUGUUGCCCUAACUCAUACCAGGAGGAGCCUUUGGGUGUUCAUGCAGCUUGUUGCCAUUCUGUGGAAGUGCCAAUGUUACAGUCAUCUACUUCCCUCUCUGAAAACAAUACCAGUGAUGAUGAAUCUUUACUUGUUUGCUAAUAAAAAUUUUUGUUUUGUCCAUGUACAUUUUGUAGCUUCAUUGUUUUUGUGGCAGUGCACUUCGAUGGUAGGUGGUAUGUCUGUGCUCCCAACUUGCUCACUAAAAAUGAGUGUGCUUUAAUGCCACAGAGAGUGCAGUCAGGGCUAAAUGGGACAUGCUUAUGUCACUGUUGCUAUUCCUGAAACUGCAGUGGGGCACAAGUAGGCCAGUGUGUGAUGUUAUGGGCUGGGAGAACAGCAAUGUGUCACUGCAGUUUGGAGGCAUCUCAUUCUCUGGUAUUUCUUUUGUACUUUUGCUCAUUCUGCAUUCAGUGUUCCUUUGACUUUCAGUGGUCUUACUGAACUAGAGAACUCUGCUGGAACCUGGGGCAGACACCAGUCAUUGUUACUCUGAGUACUAAGCUACAAAUAACAUUGUCUUUUUAGGCAUAAUAAUUUAAUUAAAAUUUAAAUCAUUUUAAUUAAAAUGCUUAGGAGGAAUUAAAAUCCCUUUCUCUCUUAUGGAAACUGCUCACUUCUUUUGCUCCCUUCAGGAAUGUUUUGAUGGCCAUAUGAAUCUUAAAGCAUCCACUAAAUCCAAAUUUUCUGUGUGGAAUACCCAGAAUGAAACCAGGUGUCUUAGCUACUAAAGCUUUGUAAGCAGAGUUCAGUACAAGUGGAGUGCAUUGAACCUUAGUUGCAGCAAUAUUUCUUUCUGGCAUUGUCAUGUGUUGCCUUUUCUUCAUGCUGAUGUUGGGAGUGUUGCAGAAUUGUUUCCUCCUUCUCUACCCUUGGUCCUCUCCUCCCUUGUGUUUUUCUGAGUAAGCUGGUACCACUUUGAGAGUGCCUGAAGGACCCUGAGGCUUUCCAGCUCCUUGGGGCUGCACUGAGAAGUGCUGAGCCCUUGGUCAGGAUCAGACUUCUGGUUUAUUUUGAAAUAAAAUCUCUCUCAUAAAUUUACUUGUAAAUCUGCUACCUAAGUGCAGAUGUAUAAGCCAGUGGUUUUAUUUAUCUUUCAUUUUUAGAGAAUGUUAUUUUGCUUUUUUAUUUUUGUUCUUUUUUUUCUUUGAAGAACUGAAAUACUUUAGUGCCAUUUUUAAAGCUGAUAUUUUAUAGAUUGUACACACUUAAAUGUAAACUGGUGCCUUUUUGGUUUUUAGAGUUUAAUUAAAAGUAAACAAUUUGUUUACCUGUAAGAAUUGCUUAAUGAGGAGUCCCUGUAGAAUGCUACAACUCUGCUGGGUGAUGGCUUGGUCCUGUUGUGGUGGCCAGACUGUCCCUGCUCUGACAAGAGCUCUUCAAUUCCCCCCUGACACAGUGACACACAAAAAUGCUUUUUAAAGGAGGUCACCAGGAGGUUGAUGCUGCUGCUCUGUAAACAUCUGAGUGCUCCAAAACCUGUUUGUUGUUGUGGGAAUUCAGGUUGUGCAGAGUUAUUAACUGAACCUGUGAAAUUUGGCAUCUGUGGGCCUGAGUUGUGCUGCUCACAGGACUUUCCUGGCUGUAGAGGCAAACAGACUUCUGCAGUGAACAGUUUACAUCAAGGUGUCACAGAUUUUUUUCCUUUAAAUGGGCUAUAUUUUGCCCUGGAUCUUUCACUAGGACUUUCUUUGGGGGAGUGCCUUGAAAAACACAAGGAAUAGGACUUUUCCUACUAAAAUGUAAUACAGAAGAAUUAAGUAGAAGUGAUAUUCUUCCUCUUCUAUUGCAAGUUGGUUUCAUACUGUGCAUUCCAGAGUUAGAAGAUUCAAAUUCUUGAGGGCAUUAAUCCCAGGAAGGGCUUGUGGCAAAAUGCAUAACAAGAGUUGUAGUUGCAUUAAAUAAAUACUGCUCAUUAUUUUUUCCAGGUUCUUCUGUGAUCAGAACUCAUUUCAUGAAAGAAAAUGUACUUUUGAAAGAGAUCUUGCUUUCCUAGCAUUUGUAAGCAUUUUGGGUACAUUCCACUUUUUCAAGGCCAUGUACUGUAGUCAUUGCACUGCCAGAGUAUUGUUUCCAUCAAAGGCUAGUGUCUUUAUUUUUUUUUUGUCUAGAGGUAAUUUUAAAUCCAUAGUUUUGUAUAUCUAAGGUAGUUCAGUACAGCUAGGAGAAAGAGUAAAGAUUUGUUUUGUGUAGAUAUGAAGGACCUUAGAAAUACAUGUAUAUUUAUUUCUGUUACAGAAAAAUAUUUCUAUAAUAAAAGAAUGCUGAUCAUGCCAUGCCUCAAGCCAUCACCAUCAUAAGGCUCAUAAAACUGAAAUAUGUACUUCAGAGUACUGCUGUAUUUUGGGAGCAACCCUGAACAUCUAAGAUGUGUAACUUCAGAUUAUUUCUUAGGUGUACCAUACAUAUUUUGUGUAUUGAUUCAUUUGGUAACUCAGUGAAAAUUUUACUGAGAAGGUUUUACUUUCAGAAACUUAAAAAAAUCCAGGUUAAUGAAAAUUUGAUGUUGAACCAUGCAGAAGUAUCCACAGCCCUCAUUACUGGACUGUAUACAGCUUUGCAUCAAUGAGAAAUACAAGCCUGGUGCUCUUUGUAAGCACUGACUGCUGCAGGGCAGGUUUCUCUCCUAGCUCAUACCUUGGAAGGGAAGAGCCACAAAUUCAGUAUUAAUUUCACAGAAGAAAUCUCUCUGCACUGUGAGCACAAAGAGGUGCAGUGUCCUGGAAUGUCAAUACUUGUGUAAAUCACAAAGUCUGCCUUAGUGUGUGUGUGCCCUUCUGCCAUCUCCUGUAAGUGUUAAACAGGGAAUCUACCAUCCUUGAAGGCACCUCAGUUCUGGCUCAUAUAAACUGCCUCCCUGUAUUCAGAACUUCCUAAAAUUAGAAAAAAAAAGUGGAAAUACAACACUUUAAAGACUUUACAACCUUAAGUUAAUCGGCUAGUAAACUUUUCCAAAUUUUUGUUACUUUAACAAUGUUUAUCUGCAUUCUUUAAGGAUUUUUGUAGACAGGAUACAAAGUGUUUAAGCUGUUUGGUUGAUUUUGGUUUUUUAAGAUACAAAAUUCCCCUGUCCAAGCAAGCCAAACAAAAAAAACCCAACAACCCUUCUAAAAAACCCCUUUCCAAAAAACCCCUCUGAAUAGAGAAGAAUAGCUACUGGUUUAAAAAGAAUGCAAACUCAUAGGUAGCAUAAAGGGGAAAAGUGAUUCUCUUAAUAUUUCCUUUAUUGCUGUUAAAGCAGGGAAUAUUUCUGUUAGAAAUUCUGGUACCUUCCUGCUUGUCUAUUACUCUGCAACAUCCCUUAAACAUACUUGUUCUCUAUUUCUUGUUCUCUGGUUUUUUUUGGCUUUUUUGUUUGUUUUUGUGUUGUAUGUAUUGAUUUAUUUACAACAUUUUAUCAUAGUGUGUGUGCAGGCAGAUGAUUCAGGUAUGGCAUCAUGUUUGUCAGUGUCUGCUGCUGCUUCCUGGACUACUGAGCAAGAUACUGAGCCAGAAAGAUGCUGGGCAUCAUUGUGCUUUGCCUUGCUUUGGAUCUCUUAAUUUUUAAUAAAAUUUGACAUGCCCAGAG
This is a messenger RNA of Zonotrichia albicollis (white-throated sparrow), 6037 nucleotides long. It is a transcript of the gene LRP3, whose product is annotated as LDL receptor related protein 3. Gene Ontology annotation, molecular function: protein binding. The record is from RefSeq and is a predicted model, not a curated record. Lineage: Eukaryota; Metazoa; Chordata; Aves; Passeriformes; Passerellidae. Gene Ontology annotation, cellular component: plasma membrane.